Staurois parvus is the source of this 336-nucleotide messenger RNA. The record is from the annotation of a GenBank genome assembly. Lineage: Eukaryota; Metazoa; Chordata; Amphibia; Anura; Ranidae.
CAGUGCCUUGUGGGACUUGUAGUUCCACAACAGCUGGAAAUUGCCUACCCUGAUCUACUCUGUUGCCAAACUACAAGUCCCAUAAGGCAUUGCAAGAUUGACAGCUAUAAGCAUGACUCCGAAAGGCAGAGGCAUGAUGGGACUUGUAGUUUCACAACAGCUGGAGGGCCGCCAGUUUGACAUCCCUGAUCUAGAGCAUUGCACUUGCGAUCAGUGCUUCAUGGGUGCAGUGCACAGGGUCUAAUGUAUGCCCCCAACCUCAAGUCCAUAUGGGGUUCAAAGCUUAUUUGAGAAAAUGCAGCAGAACUACUGAGUAGAGAGUGGAGGAAGGGGUCC